AUGAAAGAUGAAACUUCUAAAUCGAAAUGUAAUGCUUCAGUUGAUAGUGCUUGUUCAAGAUGUAUUAGAUUGUCUUUAACAUGUAAUUUUACUAAUCAACAAAAAUGUGGACCAAAGAAACCCAGUUCUAUAACUAAAGCAGCAGCCAAAAUUGAUAAAUUUCAUAGUCCUUAUAUUUCAGCAGUAUGUCUUCCCUGUGCACGUGCUAAAACGAGAUGUUCAGGAGGUACACCUGUGAUAGAUGCAUUUCUACCGGGAAUCACUAAAUGGAAACACAUUGAAGUCGUUCUCAAAAGCCUUUAUAACUCUGAUAAUAUAAAUGUCGAUUUCUUGAAAGAGGCAGAUUCUCAUCAGAAAUUCAAAAAUUAUAAUGGUGUAGUUCAAAUAUAUGGAAUUACACGUGACCCGUUUAAUAUGAAUUAUUCAAUGGUAACAAAAUAUGUUUCUGGUGGAAAUUUAUAUGACUACUUGAAAAAUCGUAUAAUAAACUUACUUGGAAAAAUAAAAUUAAAUUGUUAG
Molecule: messenger RNA, 519 nt
Organism: Dentiscutata erythropus
Lineage: Eukaryota; Fungi; Glomeromycota; Glomeromycetes; Diversisporales; Gigasporaceae
Source: the annotation of a GenBank genome assembly